Ordospora colligata OC4 is the source of this 1782-nucleotide messenger RNA. RefSeq names its product HrpA-like helicase. The coding region runs from base 1 to 1782 and encodes 593 amino acids. The record is from RefSeq and is a predicted model, not a curated record. The transcript has a single exon. Lineage: Eukaryota; Fungi; Microsporidia; Ordosporidae. Gene Ontology annotation, cellular component: intracellular anatomical structure. Gene Ontology annotation, molecular function: RNA binding; ATP binding.
AUGUCUUUGUAUGGAUACUACUUACCGAUAGAAAAGCAUAAGGAUAAGAUAAUUGAAGUAGUCGAGAAAUCGAAGAUUUGCGUGAUCAAAGGACCGACUGGAUGUGGUAAGUCGACAUACAUUCCGUAUUUGUUAUCGUCUGAAGGAUCAAGGAUAGCGAUAGUUGAGCCACGAAGAAUGGCUGUUAUGUCGCUGUACAAGACACUGUCUGAGGUGAUAGCGAAUGUUGGAUACAAGAUGCGGUUCAGUAAGCAUGGACUAAAGAAUGCAAGAGUAGUGAUAUACACAGACGGGAGUUUUCUAAACGAAAUGGACAAGUAUGAGUUUGAUUAUGUGAUUAUUGAUGAGGUGCAUGAGCGGUCGAUACGAACAGAUAUUAUUCUUGGACUGAUAAGAAGCAUGAUUGGCAGAAUGAGUGGAAAGAUUAUACUGAUGAGUGCAACGGUUGAUGUGAAGAAGAUAUGCAGGUAUUUUGAUGCAAAUGUUCUGGAGAUAUCAGGAACACCACAUCCAGUUAGAACAGAGUAUUUACAGGAAAGCACAAGCGACUAUUUGGUAGAGGCAUAUUGCAGGAUCAAGAAGAUAGUAAGUGGAUGCCAUGGCAUAGAAGAUGUGAAUGGCAGAGACAUUCUUGUGUUUCUUCCUGGUGAAGAAGAUAUUAAUGAGCUGUGUUUGAUGCUGAGAAGGAUUCCUGUUGUGAAGGUUUACAAGGUGUUUUCAGCACUUGGGGACAAUGAGCAGAGCAAGAUAUAUGAGGAGUCGAAGCUGAUCAAGGUUAUUCUAUCAACAAACAUAUGUGAGGUGUCGUUAACAAUACCUGGAGUUGGAUAUGUGAUUGACACAGGGCUUGUGAAGGUGAAGAUCUACGAUGCGAUGAACUAUUUUGGAAUUCAAGCAAUAUCAAAAGAGUCAGCAAACCAACGACUGGGAAGAUGCAACAGAACAGGGCCUGGGGUGUGUUACAGAUUGUAUACUGAAAGUGCAUAUGAAGAAAUGCCAAAUCAGCAGACACCUGAAAUAUGCAGGUCUGAUCUAUCUCAAGUAGUGCUGCAGCUUUUGAGCCAUGGCAAGAAUCCAUUGACCUUUGAGUUUCUAGACUAUCCUACAUGUGCAAACAUUGUGAAUGCAAUUAAAUUUCUUGUAGCCAAGAGAUGCAUUGAAGUUGAUGGAAUAGGAAAUGAAGAUGUUUCUAGAAUAAAGAUGAAGGUGACGGGAUAUGGCAGGACUGUACUGAGACAUCCUUUUGAUACACAUCUAGCGCAUUUUUAUCAACAGACAAUUGAGAGUGGUGUUGGAUACUUUGGAUCGAUUGUUGUUUCUUUGGCAGGCCAAGAAGGAUACAGCUUUCUGAAAUGCAAGGAGAUUGAGUGUAAGAGUGACUUGGAGUUUCUUAUCAAGCUGUUUGAGGGAUAUAUUGACAGCGAGGACAGGAAGCAAUAUUGUGUAAAACAUGGAGUGUCUAUGAAGUGUAUGGAAGUUGCAAGGCAAACAUUUGGAUCGUUAAGAAGAUGCAAGGACGGAGACAUUGAGAUGGUUGAGAGUGUUUUUAGCCGUGCUUAUCAACACAAUGCAUGUGAGAGAGUGGGAGAUGGAAGUUACAGGCAUGUCAACAGCGGUGAGAUAGUGUGGAUCCAUCCAGACAGCCGGUUUUUUAAACGUAGAGAUCGGUUUAUUGUGUUUGUGGAUGUUUUCUACACAUCCAAGGCAUAUGCAAGGAUUGUUGGGAAAUACUUCUCAAAUAACUUAUCUGCUAUUAACAUUGAUAGCAAUAGAUCAGCAUGA